UGAUAAUACGUAAUGAAAAUUAUGAUAACACUUGAAGAUUAUUAUUUGUGUGCAAGUUAUUUAUCAUACCAGUAUACUAGUACCUUAAAAAUGCGCAAUUAAAUUUAUUAUAUAAAGAAAUUUAAACAAAAUGACAAUGAUCCUGUGUCUAGUACUUCUAUCAAAUGUUCUAUUAGGUGUGGAAUCAGUUAGUCGAGUUCGCCUAGUCAACCACACCGAUUAUGCCAUCUCCGUAGUACAAGAAACUGUAACCCGUGUGGAAAGACUCGGUUUUUGUAAUUUGAAAAUUGAAGACAUAUCGAUGAUUAUUAAUCAGACUGUACUCGGUGAAAGAUUUAUAGGGGAGGCCAAGUUGAAAAAUGGAUUUGUGACGUCAAUUCAAAGCUGGGAUUUGAUUCAACAUACAGUUCAACAAGUAUGGCCGUCAGCGUCCCCUGGAACAGUUGAAAUCCGAUCAACUCUGCGUUUCAUUAAUAUGGAAAUUGGUUUUGACGUAGAGAUUACUACCUCAGACGGUAAACAUGUCUCGACAGCAACAAUUGUUUAUCCGGAGACACAGUUUUUAUUUACUAUAUCUAAUAAUCUAUUUAGAGAUAAAAUUUCAACGAAUGUUAUUAGUGUCGUGCUCAAUCCUAGAACUUCAUUGACACUGCUACCAGAGAAUAGUAUCACAAAACUGUUGCCUCCUUUAUAUAAUUGGAACUCUACAUCGAAUAGUAUUGCUGAAUGGACUUCAAGUAUUUUCAUACCUAUCACUCAGGAGGUUGUGGAUACAGUUAUACCUUUUCCAGAAAUUUGCUACGACUGUCCAAUAACAGCAUAAACUGAAGAAUAUUUGUUAGUUCAAAUAUUACAAUAAUUUGAUAUGGUAUUUGUGUAUACAAAUUUUGUAAUAAAAGAUAACUGUUUUAAAGGUGUAUUAGACUUAUGUAUUGUAGUGACAUUAUGUAUUUUGUUUUCCGUACAUAGAGUUGUUAAUAAAUCAAAAUGGUAUCCAAACUUAAAAAAAUAUAUUGCAAAAAUCUGUAGAUUUUAAGUAAGUAUUACUUAUCUAUCUUGGUAUGAGUUAAUAGUUCGGUAUAUAAACAUAAAAAAAAACCUAUAACAAGUGUUAUCACUAAAGGAAGAAACAAUAAAAAAGACGAAACCUCUUAGCAUUCAAUGGAUAAACCGAACGGGUCCAUCGCGUUGAAGGGAGAAGAGCUUUAACAGUGCCUGGGACUUGCGAACUCAUAAUACUUAUCGAUCUUGAUGUCAUAAUAUUUGGGGAUGUUGGUUUCCCAAGAAACCGUAAGCUCUUUUAUCACAAUGCACUUUAAAGUUCUGAAGGCCGACACACCAAUAUCCUCGAUGAAUUUGUAUUCUUUCUCAUACUUACACAUCAUUAUAAUCAAAUCCGAAGUCGCCUUAAGGAUAGAGUAAAGCUUGACGUUGAAUUUUAUAGCCGUAGUGCCUUCUCUCACAGAACCUACUGAUCGCUCGUUUGUAGCUACCGAAAGACUAAUUGCUUCACGUUUGAUUCCCAGAACCCUAUCGUGACGACGCAAGUAUUGACGCAAGUAUUGAUCCAAGAUCUUACCAGCAAAUGCUUAGUAGUUACAACUCCCUUCUCACAGAUAUAGCAAGUUUUUUCGGUACCUUCACCCCAUCUUACUAAAUUACUCUGAUCCCAGAGAGUCAUUUGGAACGCUUUGAGAUAAAAUUUUAACAAGCUGGCCACCAAUCAAGAAUUAAGGUGCGCCGUUUUAAUGCUAAUGGGAUACAAAAAUCGCCUAUGCCUAUUGUCUAGCCACUCGUUCUGCAUGUCUAAACUCAUUUCAUGUCUCUUGUAUUUAGAAAAAUAUAAACUUAAAACAAUUUUACCUGUUCGUCGGGAUCCCUGUAUAGUCUGACACGUUUAGGACUUCAUAUGUGCUUUUAAAAUGGUCGUAAAUUUGUUCUUUGGUCAAGAUAAAGUCUCUGUGUCCUUUCUUAAAGUAGUUUUCGAAUAAUCAAAAGGGUUUUUAUCAAAAUUUACUUUCUGUUUUGCCCGGUCAAAAUUGUAGUGAUAUUUUGCUGUUAUUAGUUUUAGAAUUGACCUUUACGCCCUAGCAAGUUGAUGACUAAGGUGAUUGUGGCCUAUGGCUUUAGCUAUAGAUCAGUUUAAUUUUUUUUUAUUAAAUCCUGGUUUUUCCUCCGCAUUUCUAUUCAGAAAGAAUUGUAUCUGUUCUUGCGAGCGUAACGAUUUUGAAGUGGAUAUUGCUCGUUAUAGUAGUCGUAAACACUAUUUUGAAAA
This is a messenger RNA of Danaus plexippus (monarch butterfly), 2275 nucleotides long. RefSeq lists its product as uncharacterized. Bases 131 to 823 code for a protein of 230 amino acids. The record is from RefSeq and is a predicted model, not a curated record. NCBI's taxonomy places the organism in Eukaryota, Metazoa, Arthropoda, Insecta, Lepidoptera, Nymphalidae. The transcript is spliced from 5 exons.